CUGGUAUUUAGCAGCACUUCAUUUAAACCAUUUCCAACUAUCAACCUGUUAUUACCUAGGGAAAUUGGAAAGGAGUAUCGCUGACGAAUAUUUUAAAGGGACAAGAAGAUGCCGGUACGUACAGUGAUCUUUGCCUGUGUUAUUUCAAUCAUUGAAACACAUACUGUGAACAUUGCAAUAGAUCUGUCUAAUCAGGAUCCUAGAAACUUUAGUUUCAUUAAGUUUCCACGCAACGAAAGAUUGGACAGUCCAUUCAAGUCUUUCAAAGUCCUCACAAACGCAAGGUGUGCAGCGACCUGUAGCGCCACUCCUGAAACAUGCAACUCCUACAACCUUAGGAAACUAGUUGGCGACAAACCAUUUCAGGCUAUAUGCGAGUUGAAUGGACCGAGUGCAACUCCCCCAACACCUACAAAGGAUGUUGUGGAUUAUUAUGACAGAGAUGAGUGUUUCAGCAACCCAUGUCUAAAUGGUGGAACGUGCGAUGAUGGAUUUCAUGGUUACACGUGUUCUUGUGUUCCUGGUUAUGAGGGCUUGAGGUGUGAUAUUGACAUAGACGAGUGUACGAGUAAUCCAUGUCCAAAUGGUGGAACAUGUAACGAUGUAGUCAACGGUUACACGUGUUCUUGUGUUCCUGGUUAUGAGGGCCUGAGGUGUGAUGUCGACAUAGACGAGUGUUCGAGCAAUCCAUGUAUAAAUGG
Molecule: messenger RNA, 701 nt
Organism: Owenia fusiformis
Lineage: Eukaryota; Metazoa; Annelida; Polychaeta; Sabellida; Oweniidae
Source: the annotation of a GenBank genome assembly